Messenger RNA from Brassica napus (rape), 626 nucleotides. Its product is annotated as transcription repressor OFP17. The record is from RefSeq and is a predicted model, not a curated record. The transcript is spliced from 2 exons. Gene Ontology annotation, biological process: negative regulation of DNA-templated transcription. NCBI's taxonomy places the organism in Eukaryota, Viridiplantae, Streptophyta, Magnoliopsida, Brassicales, Brassicaceae. The coding region runs from base 1 to 495 and encodes 164 amino acids.
AUGAGAUUGAAGUCAAAUUUCAUUAAACUGAAAUCAAAGAUUUCGAAAUCAUGCAACCGGUUCAUCUCCUUCUUUCAGGCUCGAGUUCGAAAUGUGAAUACCACACAAUCUUCUUCUUCAACUAUGUUGUCUUGUCUUUGUUUCCUCAGUACUAAUAAGGAGCAAAGGAUGAGCCAGAUCACACCUAGAAGCUCCUCAUCUAGUGUGGUCGAUGAUCAAAACCUUCUGCUCUCAAGAAAGAUGUUUUCGUUGGCUAUGACGCAAAGAAACAAUCCAGCGAGGACGAUUAAAAGAGAGGAAGAUGCUGUGAAAGAGGCUUGCAGAAGGUUUGAGGACUAUAUGAUCCAUGUGAUCGUUGAGGAAGGGAAGUUUGAUGACUUGAUGGACAUGGAAGAGGUUAACUAUUAUUGGAAUAAUCUUAACGAUCCUAUCUUCAUUGAGCUUGUGACUAGGUUCUAUGGAGAGCUCUGCACAGACUUGUUUCCAAGCGACUGACGCUUGAACAUGAUCAAAAUGGGUUUUAUCUUAUCUUUUAUUAUUUGGUUUUACAGCAAGUGAGAGGUGGGAAUAACGUUCUUGCAACGAAAUGAGGGAAGCUUGAGUUCACUAUACAAACUAUUUGUCAA